GGGAAGGUCCCUUCAUUUCAAUAUGGAGGAUUAUGAGAGUGUCUUGUGCGUAAAAAACGAGUGUUUUAUUUACAAAAUACCCCCAAGAACCAGCAAUCGUGGAUACAGGUAUGUUCUACGCCCCGUCGGUAUAUUAUUUCCCUUGAAUGGCAAUAAUGUUGGAAUGAUCGAAUGCUUUUGUGGAAUCCUUUAAAGAUUUUAAGCUGUGUUAUCAGAUCGUUUAAUAUAAUUCCUGUUUGCUUUAAAAUAAACAUUAGGCUGACAGAAUUUCAUUCAGACACUAUGAUUGGAAAAUGCGUUUCUUGAAAAAUUUGCACCUUUUUGGAGAUUUCUCUGUUUUUAAGAAAUCACAUAGAGAGUUGUAAGGAAUUUAUUUAUUCGCUGUUAUUUUAAGGAAUCUCAACAAGCCAAACCCUUAAAUCCCUGAGAGAGGAACAUUUGCAAUUCAAAUUUCAUUGUAAAAUCGAUGUCUGUUUUAUUAGAUUUAUGGCGUUCUUAAUUUUUUAUCUUGAUAAAAUAUGAUCAUGUAAUUAUAGGACAAAAACGUUAUAGGCUAAUUAUAAACUACACGGUUUGCUACUACACUUAACCUAUGAACUCAUUUUUAGCCUGUGUAGCAAGCGUUUCCAAUCGAGUUAUUGAACGAAUGUUAGAGUGGCAGCAAAAAAAAAUGGAAGGGUUAGGGGGAGGGGAGAAGAGGAAACACCUGCCCGCAAACAGCAUGAUUUUGGAAAACGCCCCUUGAUAUUUCACCGUUGAGUCAUAAAUGUAAAUUGACAGCUCGUAAAGAGAGAAGCCAGUAUAACAAACAGAUUACCAGAUUUGUAAAAUUUACUUUGUUCUCUAAUAAAACACACUCCACGCAAUUGCAAAAACUGUAAUAAAGAAGGUUAACGAUAAAAGAAGGUAGAAAAUCUGAGAGAUUGCUGUGAAAUGUCUUGUUUUUUAUAGGUAAGUUAAAUUUCCAACGUAAUGUGGCUCUGAAACCGUGUCAAAAUAUCGCAAGGAAAAGAUUUGUUUGGAACAAUUCACUCCCCCGGCUAUGAGUUUUUCAGAGCGGCUGCUCUCCAGCCCAUGUUGAGAAGUUCUCUACAAUACAUGCCACUAAAUUUCCAACAAACAAAACACGGGCUAAGAAUCUUUUAAUUUCAAACAGUUGACAAAUGGCUUGUCCAUGGCGGCAUUAGUUAGUAUCGAGUACAAGCUAUUUUUUUCCAGUCAGAUCCGCACACCGUCAUUGCCAACAAAUUGGUCUUCACUGGUGUCAACAGCUCAAAUUAUACUUUGAAGGGGCUCAGAUCUGAUAAACCCUGGCACAAACACGAUUCAAAUAAAUAUCACUCCAAAGCAUUUUUAAUCUGCCACCACCAGCACCUCACCAAUCAGAAGCUUUGCAAAAUCGUGGGUUUGCAGGCAAGGGUUUCUUUCUCUCCCCUCCCCCUUCCCCUCUCCCGUUCUUCUGUUUUUUUGCCCUCAUUUCAACUUUCUCAAUGAACUCGCGUGGAAACUCUUGCUACGCAGGCUAACUUAUUUCAUUUGAUCAGUCCCCAGUCACUGUUGAUGUUCACGGGUAUCCACGAGUAAUUGUGAUUGGGUAUCACUCACUCACUUUGCUUGGUGUAUUUCGAUCUGUUCUUUUUGAGUAUCAUGCUCAAGGUUAUCAUGGUACCAAUGUACCCUGCAAGCAUUGGUUUGUCCAUAGGCUGGACGCUACCCUAUGAAGGGAGAGAAACCACUGCAAGCAACCAUUGGUCUCUUUCAUUGAGCUGCCACCGAUACAAUGCAUGCAUAAAUAAAUUACCUUUGAACAGGUAAUACCUAUGUAAAAAAAAGUUAAGGCUCUUGCGAUUUGCUUAUGCUUGUAACUGCUGCCUUAAAUUAAUGGGAGCCUGCUGUAAAUUUGCACUCUUUUAGUCUUUAUUGCAAUUAUUCCUACCGACUUACUUUGUCAAAUAUAGUCGCUGCUUGUUUGUGUUCUCCGUAAAACGUGAAAUUAGGCAUUUUCAUGCUGCAGUCAUGCAAAAACGGCAAAGAAAUGUACAAAAAGUGUGAUGCACAUGAAAAGGUUUUGUUUUGCUUAUCAAACCUUUUUUUUUUUUUUUUUUACAUUCUCUAAAUGUUGCCAUCAUGUCAUUGGAUCUGAAAGUCCCUGAUGUUGCUUGGAAAACAAGAGACAAAGUGAUGUCAUUUGACAUUUUAAUAUAAGCAUCAUGUGGGCGUGUAUGCUUCAUAGCCACUCGCAUUUGUUUCUCUCCUUUGGUAGCAUAGCGUCCAGCCUGGAGAAACCACUGCUCUCGGAGUAUUUACCAUGGAGCUACUGUUGUUCAAAAAUUACAUUAAAUACUGUCAUUUAUUAAAUUUUGUUGCUUCUCAAAUAUUUAUCUCUGAAAGAUUAUCUAAAUCUCAAUCUAAGAAUAAUUUGUUAAUUUCUGCUUAAAAAUAUCCUUUGUAUUAAAUACUUAUUUUUAUGAGGAAUCCACUAUGGAGAUGUAAGGUGAUAUUCAAUAACCUUCAUUUUUUAAAUACGUGAUCGGUGCCCUCCAACACUUGUUUACUCAAAGUAUCUCAAAUGCAGCAUGUAUCUGAAAUAGCUCUCUGUUAUCUUUUUACUUAAAAUGAAUCUCAUCCUUUGUUACUUCCAUCCGUUGUUUUCAUUAUGAAAAUGUUGUCAGGGUAAUUGGUUCCUGCUGUAGCACAAAAGUCAGUUGCUUCUCAGGCAGUUCUGCAUAGUAGGCAGUUUUUUGGUGUAUUUCAUUUGUGGUUCAUAAAUAAAGUAAAGAAAUACAGCCACGCAAAAGAUGAACUACUGUCUCAGACAAAAAUAGUUGGGACACUUUAACCAAACGCUGUUUUUUCCCUUCUCGUGCCCCCCUCGUCCCUCUCAAAGUUGUUUAUCGCGGUUCGGUCACCAAAUCUUGUACACUAAUAUUGAGGGGACAAGAAGACCCCCAAAGUGUCCCAACCAUUUUGACUGAGACUGUAGGUCAAAUGUGGGGGGAGGUAAGAGGAAGAAGGCAGAAUUGACGUCAUUUAAACUUUCACGUGGCUGUAUAUCCUACUUUACAAAUUAAAAACAAAAAACACGCCCACAUUUUCAGUAUAUUGAUAAGAAUGAGUCACAAAAAUAUGAUUGCCAGAUUGCAGAAGCUGAACCUCCGAGUGGGUAUUUUAAGACAAUGAACUUGUUAAUAUGCAGAGCGUGGGUUGACAUGUUCACUCAUGAAAGCCAGAAUUUUUCUAGGGUAUAUCAUUUCAAAUAAAUAUUUUAUUUUAUCAAAUGUCUUUUCUAUUUUCUAAACAAUGUAUACACAAGUUCCCCAUAGUUUUUUCGUUGAUUGUUGUUUGAUUUGAGUGUUCUUUAUUUACUGAUUGAUAUGUUUUGUAUAUUUUUCCCAGGGCUGCUGACUGGAAGCUAGAUCAACCUGACUGGACUGGAAGAGUAAGAGUGUGUGCUAAAGGAAAAGAAUGUUAUAUUAAAAUUGAAGACAAAAGUAGUGGUGAGUAAUAAUUAUGCAGAAGUCACCAAAAUUCAAAAAUUUUUAGGACCUUUUUCAUAGGCCGGUGGGUGAAUUAGCGACUACAAAAAACAUUUUAAGCUGUUGAUGUGGUAGAAUGUGGGGGCUUAAGCCAACUGUGUAGUUUGAUUCAAGUGAAGUACAUAAUUUAUGUAUUGGUUCAAUGUUAUGUUUGUAUGCAACAACUGAAAUAGAAAUCCGGAAUCAAAAGUAUGAUAUGGUUGUCAUUAAAAUUCUUUAGAGAAAAGUUGAGAGUUUUUAAUUUUCACGAGGACUCUUUGUUGCCAAGUCUUAUUAGGUGGGGGGAAUUAUCUUAAGUUUAAAAAUUUCAAACAAUAUAGCUUGUGACUUAUUGCUUCUUCAGGGGAUCUUUUUGCAAAAUGCCCCGUUGACAGUUACCCGGGUAUGGCAGUGGAAGGUGUAUUAGACAGCAGCAGAUACUUUGUCCUUAAAAUUGUAAAUGAUUCUGGUGAGUGGUUUUCAAUUAGGGUUGUUAUGGUAACAGACUUUUUAUAAAGAAUUUAUAUACUACUUAUUAACUGAGAGUGAGGUCAUUAAAGGGAAAUCUCAGACCGAGGCCUUAAUGUAUUGACCAAGCAAUAGCGAGGUCAAUAUUGCUUGGUCAAUACAUAAGUCCGAUCAGUGGAUAACUUUAAAAAACACUUCAACUCAAUGAGUUGUACACUUGAGCCUGUGAUACAGUCAGGUGACACUAGUCAGAGGAUACCCUUUUUGACAGCUGUUAAUUGACCAUAAUAUGGAUGUCCAUAGGGAGGUCCACUAUCGACUUAAACACAGACUGUAUAUGCCUUGGACACCCAGCUAGUAAUGCCUGGUCAGUACAAGAAAAUAAUGCCCAGUAAUUGCAAGAAAACAGCCGAUCAGAGUGCACAUACUAUUGUAACCAUAUAAUAAUGUAAAUUAUUACAUGAUUUUUCACACACAAGUGUUACUUUUAAGGAAUAAUUAAGUUUUGUCGGGAAAAUAUAAUUCAUAUUAUAUAUAAAGUCCCUCUCCACGUAGGACUAUUUUUUCCAUAUUGGAGUAGAUUCCUUAUUAGACAAGGGGGGAUUAUUUAAAACUGGUACAGUGGCACUGAGGCCUUAGUACUGGUAAUAGUAGACAUUUGCAAUGUGGUAAAUGUCAAGCUUAAUACACCAGCAUAUGUGAGCAACUCCUCUUGUGACAGGUCCGAGGCUGUUCCCAUGGGAAGUCCACCUGGAGGGCGGUAACUGUAGAGAGUUUAACUGACUACAAGCUAAGUUCGCUUGAGGGACCAAGUUACCUGCAGGAUAUCAGGUUCAGGCAGAAGGGGCUCUUUAUCCUUGGCCAGAAGCCCAUCUAGAAGCAGGAACUUCGAACCCAAACCAGGCUUGGAGAGGGAUAGGCUCCGCCAGGCUUUAUUUGCCCAUGAUACACCACAUGAAAUGACAACCAUUUCUCAACCAAUACCAGAUCGGUCGUUGCCCGGGUCAAAAAGGACUGCACCUUCCGUUCCUCAUCAGGACGGAGGUGAGAAGUAUGCAACUGGUGUAACAACUAGCAAGAUACAUGUCAGAAGCAAUAUCACUGUUGGCACCUGGAAUGUAAGAACCUUGCGAAUGGCAGGCAAAUUGGAAGAAAUUAUUGUCAUAUGAGAUGAGCAGGUACCGCUGGAACAUCUUAGGUCUCUGUGAGGUGCGAUGGAAAACCUUUGGUGAGACAUCCACUGAGGAGGGUCAUAAAUCAUACUUCAGUGGCAAGGGGGACAUCUGCAGGAAAUCUUGGACCAGUCCCCUAAGAAAGACAUCCUUGUUGUGUUAGGUGAUUGGAAUGCCAAAGUAGGAGAGGAUGCAUUCAAGAACUGGAAAGGCACUUGGGGAUGCUACUGUAACCCAGAGACAAAUGAGAGAAGUCUAAGGCUUCCGGAGUUUCUCUUGCUACAACGUUCUUGUGCUGGCGAAUACACUUGCCAAACACAAAGUAUCCAGAAGAUGGACUUGGCACAGCCCAAAUGGAGGAUACAUGUACCAUAACCAGAUUGAUUAUAUCAUGGUUAGGGGGCACUUCGUGACCAAUGUAUUUUUAACACCGAUAAGACAAGAAGCUUCCCAGGAGCUGACAUGGGAAGUGCAUGACCAUGAUUUAGUGAUGAUGUCUUUUUGGCUACGUUUAAAGAAAAUAAAAAUGCAGGGCCCCACAAGGGUUAAGUUCAAUCUUGAGAAGCUUAAAGACCCUCAAAUUUCAGAUGCCUUCCGAGUAAUGAUGGGUGGUAAAUUUGCACCCUUUACCUUGCUUGGUGCAGAUGACACAGAAGGGGACACACUCCUUAACACCUUAAAUGAAGCAAUGACUGAAACAGCUAGUGAAAUCUUAGGCAAACGCAGAGCAGUCAAAAUACCGUAGGUCACAACUGACAUACUGAAUCUAUGCGACGAACGAAGACCACUGGAGAAUCAGAGACAUGAGACCACAGAAGGAGCAAGAAAGUACAGAGCAGUUAACCAGGAAAUUAAGAAGAGCUUAAAAAGGGCAAAAGAGUCUUGGAUUGAUGUACAGUGUCAAGAUGUUGAAGAUAACAUCAGGAAGAACAAUAGCAAGAAAGCAUAUCAGCUGGUAAAAACUUUAACUAGCACAGAACAAGGAAAGACCAACACCAUACAGGACAAAGUUGGGAAUUGCCUUAUCGAAACCAACAGCAUUCUAAAGAGGUGGACAGAAUACUGUGCAGAACUGUACAGCCACACAGUCGUACGUGACCCUUAGGUGCUGACUGUUCCACUAGUAACCAACAUUGAUAACUACCCAGUCUUGCGGGAAGAGGUCGAAGCAGCUGUGAAAUCGCUCAAGAAGAGAAAAUCUCCAGGGAUAGACAAUAUCCCGUGGGAGCCGGGACAGGCAGGAGGAGAUGCUGUGAUGUGCGAUAGAUAAAAUCUGUAAUAAGAUAUGGCAGACAGGAGAGUGGUCCAUACUAUGGACCUAGUCUCUUAUCAUCACCCCUUCCAAGAAAGGCAACCUUCAACAGUGCAAGAACCACUGCAUGAUCAGCCAAAUAUGCCACCCAAGUAAAGUCCUGCUGAAGGUGCUGUUAAAAUAGGCUGAAGCCUCAGGCAGAAUCAAUCAUCGCAGGAGAACAGACAGGUUUCCGAUCAGGUUGAAGUACUACAGAAUAGAUCUUCAAUCUUAGAAUACUGUGUGACAGGUACCUCCAACAUCAAAAAGACCUUUAUCGCGUCUUUAUUGAUUUUAAAAAGACGUUUGACAGAGUACUGCAUUAAGCCCUUUGGUCUACUAUUAGGCUUUAUAACAUUAAUGCCAACCUGAUCCAAGUCAUUGAAAAACUCUACAACAAGGCCACUUGUGCAGUCUGUCUUAAUGGUAGCAUACGUAGGAGAAUGGUUCAGAACCACAGUGGGAGUCAGACAAGGAUGUAUACUCUCACCGACUCUUUUCAACGUCUUUCUGGAGAGAAUUAUGACUGAUGCACUAGAAGAUCACCAAGGAACAGUCAGCAUCGGAGGCAUUAUUACCAACUUACGUUUUGCUGAUGAUGAUGAUGAUGAUGAUACCUUUAUUAAAGUGUCAAAACUAUAAUAGCGGUAUAUAACCACUAAGUGGGGACACUAAAAUAAAUUUUAAAAAAAAUCAAUCAAUUAAUAAAUUAAUUAAAAUUAAGAAAAACUAUGUACAGUAUAAGAAAGUGAGAAAUUCGAGAGAACUAUAUACAAUAUGUACAAAUGUAUCCAUAAUCUUAUAAAAAAAUAAGAAAUAAAAGAUUAUGAAGUGCAAAGAGAGCAGUUAGAGCAGUUAUUGUCAUCUAAUAGCAUGCUAAGAUCCACUUUUCUGAUGUUAUAUUUGAAGGAGGACAACGUGGAAGCUUUUUUCACGUUACUAGGAACAGAACUCCAUACCUUUGGGCCCAUAUACCUGAGCGAGUGCUUUCCAAAGGAGACUGUGUUGAAUCUGGGUAUAGUGAAGUCAUGAUUGCGCAGUUCAUACUUAAUUGCAGGCUGUUCAAAGAGAGUGCUAAUGUAUGUUGGGCACAUGUUGUUUUUAACUUUAUACAUGAGAAUAGCUAAGUCCUGUAGUCGCCGGUUGUGUAGAGUAGAUAGCCCAGCCAUAGAUAGUAAUUGACCAUAGGACGAAUGUUUAUCACAAUAUAUAGCCCUAAGUGCUCUUUCCUGGAUACGCUCUAGUCAUCUAGAAUCACUAGCAUGGCAAAAAUGCCAUAUAAGGUGACAGUAGGUUAAAUACGGGAGAACAGCUGCCUUAUAUAACUGUAAUUUAGUUUGUGUGGGUAUAAGGUUCCUGAGCCUCAUGAGAACGCCUACCCGCUGGGCGCUCUUCUUAGAGAUACUACUUAUAUGUUCAUCCAAACGAAGAUUGUUAUCAAUACAGACACCUAAUAGCUUGAGACAUUCAGUGGAUCUGACUUCAUGAUUGUCAAUCAUAGUACUGUCCAUAGACUUCCUUCUGCAACCAAGUGCCAUUGUCUGGUACUUGUCCAAAUUUCCCUUUUGUAAAUUAGCUCUGUACCAUGAAGAUGAUGACUCAGCACAAACAGCAAGAUCAUCAUGCACAUCAGAGAGGGUGCUGCGAACGACAUAAAACUGGUGGUCAUCUGCAUACAUAUUCAUGUUCGCAUCAACAGUAUAAGUCAAAUCGUUUUGGAAGAUGUUCCAGAUGAGAGGUCCAAAUGCAGAACCCUGUGGGCAUCCCCUGGUCACCCUCUGCCACUCGCUCACUACAGAUCCUAGCUUGACCCUGUUAUAAUGGUCUGUGAAGUAGGAGCCCAUCAAUCGCAGACUUCUUUCCUCAACACCAUAAGCUUUAAGUUUUGCAAGUGUAAGUGGAUGGUAAAGUGAAUCGAAGGCUUUGCUCAUGUCCGUGGAGAGAACACCCACAACGUUAUGCUCAUCCAGAGCGAAUUUCCAAUUCUCAGUCAAAGAUAAGAGAGCUGUCUCACAGCUAUUGUUUUUCCUGUAAGCUGUUAGUUUGUCGCACAGUUUGUUAUUAAAACCAUAACUGAGUUGCUUGCUGAGUAAUUGUUCAAAGAGUUUGUUUACAGUAACUUGUACAGUUAUGGGUCUGUAGUUUCCCAUUUCAUGGGGAUCUUCCUUCUUAAAAACGGGUGUCCAUUCACCCCUUUUCCAUCCCAAGGGCCACUCUCCGAGGGUUAUACGUGAAUUAAAUAGUGACGUCAAUGGAUUUGUUAGCUCAGUAGCUCCAAGCUUGAGCGCCAUGAGAGGGAUGCCGUCCCAGCCUGUACUCUUCCUUAAACUGACUUUUUGCAGCGCCUUUUCAACUUCAAAACUCUGAAGGUUCUGAAACUGGAAGCCUUGGUAUCCUGUCAUCUUCUGCGUAAUAUUCUGGACACUAGGGUGGGUGGCGAGAACUUUGUCAUCAACUGCACUGGUGUCUCCAAUCCCAUCAGCCACAGUAGCAAAAUAUUCACACAAGUGAUUAGAAACCGCACAUUGGUCUCUACAGAUGGUCCCAUUGAUACUUAGGCUGAGCUCAUUUGUGUUGACCUUGUGCUUAUCAGUCAGAAAGGGCAUAAAUGUCUUAUAGAACUCACUCGGCUUGCGCUUAAGCUUAGUGGCUUGCUCUUUCCAAUAUGUUCUUACUGCCUUUCUCCGGAGUCGGGUGGCCUCGUUUCUGGUUAUCCGCCUAGCUUCCCAGUUCUCACUGGUUUGUUCCUUGAGAUACUUUUUUGCUGCCCUCCUCUUAGCUCUCAUGGCACCUUUCCAUUCUUUAGUCAUGUAUGGAACAUCCUGAGCCCUAACCCGCAUCUUCUUCGUAGGCAUAUGUGUAUUGACAAUACUGGACAGAAGCAUUUCCAUAAAAUUUGCCUUGUCGUCACAUGAAUUGAAAAUUUCACUAACAUGCCAUGGAGCAUACAUUAGAUCUUCUUUGUAUUUCUCCACAUCAAAAUCCUUUAGAGAUUUAGAUGUUACAAUCUUGCCUUUCUGGUGUUUUACCAUCUCAUUCAGGAAUCCAUAAACAAGUCCGUGGUCACUGAGCGCAGGAUCAUGUACCCCACAAUUCUCAAAUAGUUCCGGAUGGUUAGUGAGAAUAACAUCGAUCAAGCUCUUAGUGAUAAGAGAGCCUCUCAUUUGUAUUCGAGUGGGUUCGGUUAAAACCCACUCGAAUACAAUUUAGAGGCUCUCUUAUGACAUUGAUGGCUUGGCAGGAAAAGAGGAGGAACUAGCCUGCCUGGUGGAUCAUGUGGAUAAGACCUCUGCAGCCUUUGACAUGGAAAUUAGUGCAGAGAAGACCAAAGUGAUGACCAACAAUGCAACUGGUAUCAGCAUUGACAUCAAAAUCAACAGUGAAAAAUUAGGCGAGGUUGACAGCUUCAAGUUUCUGGGCGCAGUCGUCACAGAUCAGGGUUUCAAGCCUGAAGUACUGUCCAGAAUUGCACAGACAACAGCGGCACUAGCGACACUGAAGACCAUGUUAUUACGAGGUGGGGGCCAGGGGGUUUUCCCUGGCUACUUUGAACGUGAUCCCUGGGCUACUUUCAAAUGAAAAUAGAAGAAAAUAGAACCAAAAGAAACCCCUAGCUGUUUGAUUCCCCACCCACUUGUUGUAUUUACCCAGCAACUUGAAAUCUUAGUGACAACCCUGUAUUUUAUAUAAAUUUUAUUUCUUGUUACUUGUAUUCAUAUUUUAUUCAGCCUGGUGCCCCCAUUCAAUUCAUUAGCUUACAACAUUUAAUCUAGGCAAACAGACAUGUUAAUUAAGUUAAUUCUCAUUAUUACUAUUACUGUUUAGAAAUUAUUAUAAGUAUUGUUAUUAUAACUACUACUUUUACCAUUAUUAUUAUUUUAUUAUUAUUAUUAUUAUUAUUAUUAUUAUAUAGAUAUGAUAAAAUUAAUGUUAUAAUUACAAAAUCUAAUAGAAUCUUUUGCUCCAGGUCAACAUGCAUUCAUUGGAAUGGGUUUUCAAGACAGAGGGGACAGCUUUGAUUUCAAUGUAGCAUUGCAAGAUCAUUUCAAGUUUGUUGAUUCUCUAUAUGGACUGCGUUUACACUCUGUUGCUUAUUGUUUUUUGUUUGACGUACACUAAAUAGAUUGUUAAAAAUAUACUUUUUCCCUAAAGUCUCAUCUUUCUUAUCCAGGUGGAUAAAACAAAGUGAAAAGCUUGAAGCAGAAGCUAGUCAGCCUGAUCCUGGUCCAAAAUUAGACUUGAGUUUUAAAGAAGGACAAACAAUCCAUAUUAAUUUGGGGGUAAGUAAGGUUUAUUUAUUGAGAAUUGGUGAGAGAAUAUUCAGAUUCUUCUAACCCAGCUACUGAAAUUAUUUCCUGUUUUCCUUUGAGAGGGUGCAUGUCAAAUUGCAGCAUCAGCCCUAAGCUUCUUGUUAUUUUCUUGUACGCAUAAUGCAGCCUGGAGUUUUCCUUCUCUGCCUGUAUACCUGCCAACUCUCACGCCUUAGGCGUGAGUCUCACACCUGCGGGUUGAAAACUUCGAUCUCACGCCGGCUCACGCCUGCGGGCCAAUUUCUCACGCCUGAUUGAAAAAUGUGAGUUGUUGCCGUCCUGCUUGACACAAUUUCCAAAAAUAUGUUGACUCAGACCCAUGUAAGGAACGAAAACCAUGUGUAAAAUAAAUAAAUGGCAAUACCUUCCUCGCCAUCUCUGAUUUUUGAAGUGAAAAGCACUGGGAGCGAGCUCGCCUUUGGCAGACUUCGGCAGACUUCGGACGUCUUCGGAAAACUUCGGACUUCUUCGGGAAUCUUCGGAAAUGAUUUGUCGUCUUCAAAAAUCCCAGCACUCCCAGGAUAAAAAUCUCACGCUUAUAUCUCAGAAAGAGUUGGCAGGUAUAUGCCUGUACACUACAGACAUGUAUGGGAUGUGAUUUCAUACACAGUACCCCUCCCUGUAACUUACUAUCAUGAUAAGUAACGUAAACUAUACAUUGUGACUCCAACCAUCACUCUAGCCCAGCAGAAUGUCAGUUUUCUGUACUGUGAAAAUAUUUCUUCUUGGUAGAGAUGCAUAUGAUUGUAUUUCCCUGAUCACACUCACCUUAUCAUUAGCUUUCUUUGCUAUGAAGGACCUGGAAACAUCUAUACUUUAACACUGGAAGUUUUAAGUCCAGUGGGAAUGUAAUUUUUAGGUUUUUUAGUCCACUGGGGUACUGUAGUGUUUAGAAAAAUGUCUUGAGCAAGGAAAUAUUGUUGGAUACAGAAAACGAUCCAGUUAGUGACAUACAAUACGUUUCACAUCUUUUAAAACAUUUGUAGUGUUCAUUGGUUUCAUUAACAAUUAAAGUAAAUUGAAGUAACCAGCAGGUUUGAAUAGAGUAACCAAUUGUAUCAACAAGGGACUGUUAGUCCCCUUUUUCUUAAGGGGGGUGGUCUGGGUGCAUUCUGCCCCAGAAAAUUUUAAGUCACAGAAUCAAUUCCUACAAGCAAUGAACAAAUGAUGAAAACUAAAUUACAUACUUUUGCACAUAAACAAAUUCUGCUUAAACCUAUAAACUUAAGAAACUUGUGAACAAAUGACUGAAUAAUGUGCACAUGACUAAAGCAACAUAGAACCAGUGGGUCUAAAGUUAUGAAAAAACGUGAUAAUUAUGUUUUUGUUCAGAUUUUAUGAUACAUUUUUUUGUUGACAACAUUAUUCAAACUAGUUGCUUCUUCUUUCUAGAAAAAAAUAGCAGACCUCUAUGAGCAAAGUGGCUGACACAUUUCGUCAGCCGUUGGUGCUUAUUCAAACCCCUGAGUGUUAUUCACUCUGUUAUUGGGUUGAUAAGGGGUGAAAAAAAGUGAAAAAGCAGACAGUUGAACCUCCACUAACAGCCAUCUCUCCACAACAGCCACUAUUUUUUGUCCCGCUGGACAGUCCAUAUAUUAACUCUUGUUUAAACCUCUCUACAACGGCAACAGCCACUAAAGCAAUCCCCAACUUCCAAAACAACCUCUUGACAACAGGCAGUUUUUUCAGCGACUAACAAAAAAUUCAAGAAUGGUUAUGAAAUUUGAAAUGUAUGGCACUUCGAUGAUUAAUGGUGGCAAGUCUGAUAUACAGUCAACUCCCGAUAAUUCAAACCUUCAAGAGAAACAGAAAAAAGUUUGAGUUAUUGGGAGUUCGAGUUAUCGAAGGUAAAAUUAUGUAGAAAAUGUUCUGAAGGGAAAUGAAAAUUGCUUUGAGUUAGCUUGCGACACUACCAGGAGUCUACUGUAUGUAUUUUGAUUGUGUUCGAUUUAUAUGCUGCAGCAAGCAUAAACUACAAAACUUACAAUGUUGUGAACCUGGAUUGUUUUGUCUUAUUAACAUUUUGAUUGAAAACAUUAUCUAAGUUUCAUUGUGUAUUUUAAUAUCUGGGUAUUUUAUUUAUGAUUGGAUUGCCAUUAUAGGCUAAUAGUAAGCAUGAACUUGACACCGGUGUAAUAUUACACCCCUACCUCCUUAUAACAGCCACCACUCCACAACGGCCACUUUCUUUUGUCCUUAAGGUGGCCUUUGUGGAGAGGUUAAACUUUAUUUCCUUUGUCCUUUAUUGAUCAGGCUUGGUCUGUCAAGAUGGCUGGACAUUGGCUCUUUCUUUUUGGCAUUCUUAUGGACUAACACUUAGUUGCGGUCCACAAAUAAGGUCAAAAAAAGGAACUUGGGCAAUAUUCAGAUAAUCUUAACUGACCAAACUUGCUCAAUAAAUUAUGCAUACACUAUUGAAUUAUUGCAGAAGACUGAAUUUAAGUUAGUCCUUUAUUAUAAAUAAUCUUUCAGAAACGAUCACCUGGUUCAAGUGCCACAAAUCGACCUAAACCUGGUAAGUUUUUCUGAAAGAUAGACAACACAACUGUACUGUCCCAACAGUGCCUGGUAUCCCUUGAAGGUGACUGACUCUCUUAAGAUAAAUAACAGGGCUCUACUGCUCUGGCAGGCAGUGCCGCCUGGAGUACCCUAGUGUACCCUACCAUCACCACGUGCACCAUGUGCCCAGUUUCCUGUUCAAACAAAAAGUGUUUUAACACUAUGCACCAUAAUUCCAGCCAAAUAAAGCAGCACUCUUUGUUAGGGAAUGACUAGGCUCUACUUUCCAUAAAUGGAAAAGUAAUUCAUGCAACUACAUUACAACAGUACAGUCCUGUUACAGUUAGCUAUCUUUAAACUCGUCCAUAUUUGAGGACAGGUUGUUGGGAAUAUGUCAGGGAAACUUGCCUUGCUCUCUCCUGUUACAAUUAAAGCUUCCCCCAGCUUUCAGAGAGUUGAUACCUGUAGUGGAGAUUAUUUUAUGUAAAACCCCUGCAAGAGCAAAGAAGGCCAUGCUAUGUGAACUGUGGAUAUAAUAAUAUAGGAUUUAGUUGUGGCUUUCUUUUGGGGCCAUGACACGCCUAGAUUUGCCCAUCAGCCUACUUUGUUGAGGAAUGAAGUCGCCCCUUGUAUCAAGAUUAUUAUCAUGAUUUAUUAUGGUGUAUGACUGAGUCACUACGUUAUUGCAGAAAUUCAGUACUAUUUGUUUCAAUGUGAGUUUCUGUCUGUUUUCAACAGCUGGUGGUGGGCUUGGUAUUAUUCCCCCACCUCCUGGGGGUGUGGCUCCUAAGAUAGCACCUCCCCCUGGGAGUGGGGCUUCACCUGCAGCUGGAAGAAGAACAGUUCAGCCUCAUACCCAGGCUCCCUUCCCUAGCAUGGAUAAUUUUGGGGCUUCAUCUACAGUCCAACAACAAAGUCAGCAACAGAAGACAAUGCCAGACUGGGGAGACUUCACAUCAGCUUCAGGGUGUGUGUCUGAACAGUUUUAG
Molecule: messenger RNA, 14244 nt
Organism: Porites lobata
Lineage: Eukaryota; Metazoa; Cnidaria; Anthozoa; Scleractinia; Poritidae
Source: the annotation of a GenBank genome assembly